AUGAACAACGAAGAGAGAGGCGAGGUAGUACUGGUGGGCGAGUUCGUGGUCAGUGAGACUGACGAGAAGGUGCUCAGCGCAAAGUAUGUAGGACUAGCAGUGGAUGAUAGGCUGCUGUUGCAAGACGCCCAGUUCACUCUGUUGCGUGGCCAUCGUUACGGACUUAUCGGCGAAAACGGUACGGGCAAGACCACACUGUUGCAAGCCAUCCGCGCUCAGCUGAGACAAGAGGAACACACAAACUUUUGCGUGCGCUACGUUGGUCAGACGGACGCCGAGGGCAGCGCAGAGGUCAAGGAGUCCGUCAUCGAGUACUGCUCCAACGCCGACUCGAAGCGAUCUGCAUUGACCCGCGAACUCGAGGAACUAGAGUCGCCAGACCUCGACGAGGAGGACAUUGCCGCCGCCGCCGAACGCAUUGGAGAGAUCAUGAUGGAGCUGGAGAUACCCGAUGACUCAAAGGAGCGCGCCGACGCACUGCUGCGCAAACUGGGCUUCGUCAAGGCUAUGCGUGAUGGCCCCGUCGCCAGUUUGUCUGGUGGCUGGCGCGCUCGCCUUGAGAUGGCCUGCGCCGUGUUUGCCGAGCCCGACAUCCUGUUCCUGGACGAGCCAACCAAUCAUUUGGACCUGCAUGCCGUGUUCCAGUUGGCCGCUUUGCUGAGGCACAAUGAGAAGAUGACAGUGAUCGUGGUCUCUCACGACGCCUCGUUCCUGGACCUCGUGUCCACUGACAUCCUCAGCAUCAAUGGUUGUAUGCUUCAGUCGAUCAACGGCAACUACUCGGCCUUUGAGGAGAAGGCUGCCGAGUACAAGAGGUUCCACGAGCAUAUAUACGAUAAUAGAGUGCGUGAAGAAGCACGCCAGACCGCCAGCACCAACCAGCUUCGCAACAAUGCACGCAAGUCUGGAAAUGACAAGGCCUUGAAGCAGGCUGCCAGCCGUGACCGCAAGGCCAGCGCAAGAGUCGGACUGUAUCGUGAGGAUGGCAAGAAGUUCAAGCUGAAUUCUCUCAAGACUUUGGACACGGCAUCCCUGCGGCUCCCCUCGCGUGCAGCUCCUGUGAAACGCCAGCCUGUCACCAAGAUCACCCUGCCGCAGUCGCACAGGGUCGGUGGCGGAGCUGGCAACACCGUACUCGUCGAACUGCGCACUGCCACUGUCCGCUAUCCCAACACUCAGAAGGACCUGCUAGUCAAUGUUGACCUUCAGAUAUGUGCUGGCGAUCGUGUUGCGCUGGUUGGAAAGAAUGGCGCCGGAAAGUCCACCCUGCUGAGGACGCUGGCAGGCAAUGCCCAUCCCGCCAAGGUUGUGUCUGGAGAGGUGCGUCACAUUGGUCGCACGGCCAUCGUCGACCAGAAUCAGCUGGCGCUGCUGGAAGGUCACCUGGAAAAGACUUGUGUGCAGUUCCUGCGAGAGCGCCAUGCCGAGUUCUUCAAGAGUGGAGAUGACACCAACGUCAGGAAGCAUCUGGGUCAGUUCGGUCUGCAGGGCGACUCUGCCCUGCUUCCAAUCGUCGCGCUGAGUGGAGGUCUGCGUGUACGUCUAGUCCUUGCCGACCUGUUUGCCGACGACUCCCCACCCGACGUACUACUGCUCGAUGAGCCUACGAAUCACCUGGACGGCGAGACCAUUGCCGCUCUGACCGCCGCCCUCAAGACAUUCUCUGGUGCCGUGUUGGCAAUCAGUCACAACUGUGCCUUCUUGCUUGAGGUCUGUCGCGACCUGUGGAUAUGUGACAAGGGCGUGGUAACAACCCAGAAGCAGGUCGAGGGCUCUCCAUUCCUGGAAAACUUCCGUAGCUAUGCAGAAAAGAUCGUUCCACCAACCGAGAAAGAGGCACUCCAAGACAUGCUAGUGAUACGUGCAGCUCGUUCUGCUAUCGUGGUCCAACAACCAGGUGCAUCAACAAGUUUGCUCGUCUAA
Acytostelium subglobosum LB1 is the source of this 1923-nucleotide messenger RNA. RefSeq lists its product as hypothetical. Gene Ontology annotation, molecular function: ATP hydrolysis activity; ATP binding. The transcript has a single exon. The coding region runs from base 1 to 1923 and encodes 640 amino acids. Lineage: Eukaryota; Evosea; Eumycetozoa; Acytosteliales; Acytosteliaceae. The record is from RefSeq and is a predicted model, not a curated record.